This is a messenger RNA of Emiliania huxleyi CCMP1516, 1152 nucleotides long. RefSeq lists its product as hypothetical. Bases 1 to 1152 code for a protein of 383 amino acids. Gene Ontology annotation, molecular function: protein binding. Lineage: Eukaryota; Haptophyta; Isochrysidales; Noelaerhabdaceae. The transcript is spliced from 6 exons. The record is from RefSeq and is a predicted model, not a curated record.
AUGGCCCCUCGGCUCGCGCUCUUUGCGUGCGCCUCGCUGGCGACGGCUGCGCGCAAGGACGGUUGGGCCUACUACCCGCAACGGCCCAUCGGCGUCGAGUGGAAGAACCACACCAUCCAAGGGCGAACACAGCCUGGGCAGCUGAACCGGCCGGCGUCGCUAGAUGCAGAGUCGGCAGUCAGACUCGCACACGUGUGCUGGCAAGGCUGUCCGCCAUACGCAUGCGCGCACUCACGGACAAACAGCUCGGGAUAUGUCGUGCACGGACGGCCGGCGGCAAUGAUCUCACUCUCCGAGGGGCACAAGCUGCUCGUGGCAGAUUGCGACAACCACCGGCUGCAGCUGGCCUCGCACCUCGACAAGCGGAACCGCUACUACCAGACGAUGGGUGCCUUCGGCGUCGCCCCCUCCAACGGCCUUCAGCGGCCAACCGGCCUCGCUGUCAGCGCGAGUGGAGACGCCCUCUACCUGUCAGACUCGCACAACCACCGCAUACAGCAUCGCUCGUGGCCCGAGUUCAAGGUGCUGCGCACCGCCGGCUCGUACGGCGCCGAGGCCGGACAGUUCAACUUCCCUAGCGCCAUCGCUCUCGCCGAGGGCCGCCUCUACGUCGCGGAUACGCGGAACCACCGCAUCCGGGGCACGGCAGAGGGACAGCUGUCGUUUCCGGAGGGCCUCGCAGCGCAGUCCACCGGAAAGGGCGCGCCCCUCUUGUUCGUCGCCGACAGCGGCAACGACCGCGUGUUCACCCCGGCCGGCAAGCUUGUGCGCAGCAUUGGCAGCUCUGGCGGCGCGGCCGGCCAGUUUGAUUAUCCCAUCGGAAUCGCGACGCUCGGUAAUCACGUGUAUGUCUCCGAGUACACCGGCCGGCGCGUCCAGGUCUUCAGCCAAAAGGGAGAGCUGCUGCACGUGCUCAAGCUGCGCUUCGGGCAGAUGGGGCGGCUGUCGGGCAUCCACGUGACGGGCCGCCACGUCUACGUCGCCGAUUGGGACCGCAACGGCAUCCACGUGGAGCACGACGCGGACGUGCCGCCCUCCGCCCUCAACGCGUCCUCGGCCGUGGCUCGCAGUGCCGCGUCCUCGGCCCCCGCGCUCGACCCGCCGCCCAGGUCCAAGCGGAAGAAGAGCAGGGCCAAGGAGGGCCAAAGAUGA